This is a messenger RNA of Scutellospora calospora, 1040 nucleotides long. Lineage: Eukaryota; Fungi; Glomeromycota; Glomeromycetes; Diversisporales; Gigasporaceae. The record is from the annotation of a GenBank genome assembly.
AUUAUGAAUUAGUUGAUGAAGAGCUUGACGAUCAUAUUUGGAUAGAUGAAAAAAUCGAUGAAAAAGCUAAUAGUUACUUUGAAGUUUUACUAGCAGCUGCUAGAAAUAAUAAUACUUGGAAAAUUGUAGGUAGACCUACUUAUAAUUAUGAGACAAAUUUAGUUGAUGAGGCUGUAGAUACAAUAGUGAUUGAUGAGUAUAAAGAUAUAAUAAUGGUCAAUAAUACUGUAGAUUCAGUAGUAGAUAAAAAAGUUGAUAAAGGAACUAAGGCUGAGGAGCUUACAAAACAAGAUGUAUUUGUACAUGAGCAUGUGAAAAUAGCAAGCCUUAUUGAUAAUGAAAGAAUAUCAAUAAAGAUAAUAUCAUAUUUACAAUGCAAUAAGUUUAGUAUAAACUCCAAGAUUCUAAAAGAAUUUGUAGAAAAUGAAGUCUUUUCAUCUUUAACUGAGUUAGAACCUCUUCUUAUUGAAUAUAAUGAAAAUAAUUUAACAAAAUUAGUUAAAAAAAAUAUUUCUCUUAAUCAAAAGCCACAUUGUGUAGUAACAUAUGAUGAGACAACAUUAGCUGCUAAUAAUGAUAAAAAAACUGAAUGGAGGCCUGAAGGUGAACAAAAAUUACAUCCAAAGAGACAAAGCAGAUAUAUUCACGUUAGUGAAUUUUUAUGUGAACCUUUGAGACAUGUUCAUUUAACUGUAAAACAAUAUUUAGCCUAUUCAAAAAUUCUAAAUAGAUAUGUUACAGAGACUCUUGAGUUGCUUGCUGAACAACUUAAACGAACAAUUGAUGUUUUGAAAAUUGCACUCUUAAGCAUAAUUUUUGUAUUUGGAUUCGAUAACAAUUCGAAUCAUAAUGCUUUUGCUAAAGAUGCAUUAGUAGCAAGCAGAAUGAAUAGAACAACUGAAGAGAAUAAAACAGGUAAUGAAAGAAAGAAAUAUUUGGGAUCAAUAAUUAAGAGAAAAGGAUUAUUACUUGUUGCUGCUGAAUUUGCUGUAAAAAAAUAUAAAUCACAUCGAAGGAUCUCUGAAAACAUUGUCCCUUAA